AGUGCUGCCUCGGGAGAAACGGAGUCAGCCAGCAGGGAAUCGGAGCGAUGGCGGAAGCGGCGGCCGAGAAAGCUUAUUACAGAUUCCUUGUGCUUUUCUUCAACUGUCUCUUGACCUUUGGCUCCUACUUCUGUUUUGACAUUCCCAGUGUCUUGCAAGAACAGUUUCAAGGGAAUCUAACCUGCCCCAAUGGAACUCAACACAACGGCACAGAACAUAAUGCAACAACUGAUUGUGUGGAAGGGCUUGGAAUGACUCCUGAAGAAUACAAUCUUCUGUAUGCCAUCUAUGCCUGGACUAAUGCACUGGUGGUGAUUGUGGCUGGCUUCCUGAUUGACAAACUUGGAAACCGCUUUGGUGUCUUUGUUUUCUCGUUCUUGACUGUCUUGGGAUCAUCCAUUUUUGCACUGGGUUCCCACCUAAAAGGGACUCCGUACCUUUUGCCUCUGAUGCUAACGGGCAGACUGCUUUUUGGUUCUGGAAAUGGAUCGCUUACAAUUGUGCAGAACCGCAUCACCGCCUUUUGGUUCAAGGGGAAGGAGCUGGCGCUUGCCUUCGGGCUGACUCUCUCUUUCUCCCGUCUCGGCAGCGUCCUCAACUUCUUUUUCACCCAGCAGUUUGAAAGCCAUUUUGGAAUCCAGUGGACCCUCUGGGGAGGAGCUUUGUUAUGCGUGCUGGGUUUUAUUUCCGCCAUCAUCGUUAGCGUGUUGGAUAAAGUGGGCACGAAGCAGCUCGGCUUGGAUGGAGUUCUCCAACAAGAGUCCAAGAAAGUGAAAGUUCAAGAUAUCCGACACUUACCCCUUCGCUACUGGCUUUUGGUCCUUACUAUAAUGUUCUUCUACAAUGGGAUCUUCCCUUUUGUGGCCGAUGCAAGUAAGUUCAUCCAAGAUAAGUAUCCUGGCUACACUCAACAGGCAGCUGCUUAUAUAGCUGGAGCGGUUUACGACAGCUCUCUCCUUCUCUCGGCGGCUGUUGGCAUACUGAUCGAUUAUAUUGGGCUGAGGGGGGUGUUUGCUGCUGCUUGUGCGGUGCUAACGUUGCCCGUAUUUGCUCUCUUGGCCUUCACAUUCGUUCCCCCACUAGUCUCCACCAUCUGGUUAGGAAUCACCUACUCCUUUGCAGCUGCCAGCAUGUGGCCUUCAAUUCCACUGGUGGUUCCUCAAGCAACAUUGGGAACAGCUAUGGGGCUGGCGACAUCCGUGCAAAUGAUCGGCAUUGGCCUCUCGAAUGUGAUCGUGGGGCGGAUUUUGGGAACAAAAUCCAGUGAACUGAAGAUCCCCUUAUGGCGCUGGCAACAGAUGAUGAUCUUCAUGCUGGCCAACACCAUCGCUUGCAUUGGGACCUCUGUCUGCCUUAACAUAGUAGAUAAGAAGCAGGGUGGCACGUUGAACCGCUCAACCAAACGCUCGCCAACCGAGGCUGUGGCCCAACCAUCUGUUGACACUGCUCCCCUUCUCAAUGAGGCGGAAGGAGAACCGUCUAUCAACUGAAAGAAGAGGCCUUCGGGACACGGGAGUACAACACAAAUGAGCCAGAGAGCCUCAUUCUAACAACGCACCCUCCUUUUUUCUCUCCUUUCUUUGGCGGUUUAAUAAGGGAAUUUAAAGAACAGGGCCUAAAUGCAGUGUACAAGAAUAGCUGCUUUCCAAGUAGCUGCGAGGUGCUACCUGUUAACUGAAAAUCUUACACUAUCAAUAAUGCUGCAGCUGCCAUGAGUGCAGAGAUCUUUAAUGCCAAUUUUGAGUUGUUUAGUCAUUAAGAUGUCUUCUUUAUUGCGGGAAAUUUUCUGCUGAAGAGAUUGAAAUUUUUUUUCUGCAGAUCUUAAAUGGACGAAAAGGUGGGAAUGUAAAUUACUCUGUGCAAGCAAUUGUAUAUGCAAACAUUGCACUCAUUUUUUUUUUAAAAAGGUCCUUUUGCGCUGUUAAAAGGCUAAUAAUGGAUUUCAUCCUUGUAGCACCCACCACAGCAGUAUUAUCAAAAUCCUUCAUAAUUUUCCUUUUCCAAAAUCAUGAGGUUUUAAAUCAAGGUUUGCCUUCCUCACACAUCCGUUUCAAUUAUAUUGGCUUCUUUUUGAAAUAUAUUGACAGUAUUGAAAAUCCUAAUAUUCAGGAACUUGGGCAUUAUAGUACAUUCCCAGUUUCCAUUUCUCCUUUGACUUCUUCUGAAGAAGGGUUCCAGUAGCUCCACCCUGACUAUUUCGGGAUAUAAAGGCUAACAUGAAUGAUUAUUGAUUUGACUGCAUAAUGGAUAUUGACUAUUCUGUAUCUCUUCAGCACAAUAUCCUUACUAGUAAUUGUGGCUAUACAAGUUGGUAAUUUGUCAAGAGGGCUAUUUAACUUUGCUCUAGAAGUAGAAACAUAAUGCCCGUUAAGAUAAUCUAUUAACACGGUUAACUAUAUUCACUUCAGAGUUAAUCACUCUGGAUAGGCCAAACCCAUCCCAGAGGCAUUUGAUGCUUUGAGCCAGCGGUAACGUGAUCCAGUUAUGAGUUAGCUUUUGGCACUGCUGUCCCUCAAGUGGUUAGCUGGCCUUAGACUUCAGAUGUUGCACUGCAAUUAGAAAAUAUAACAAGCCCAUGCCAAUAACUCUCCCCAGCAAUAUGUGGCCAAUUACUGAUGGGAUUCAUCCCUUGGUAGGAAAAUGUCCAGCAUUUGGGAAAGACACUAUUUUGCAGGAAGAUUGUAGACAGGCCUCCCUGAACAUAAAUGGAUGGGUUUCUGUAAAAAUACACAACAGCAUUCCUGACCCUCUUCCUUCUAUCAUCUUCCGGUCAAAUUGCAAGCUCGUUUUUAGCCCAACUAGACAACCCAUGACUCAGAGGGACAUCUCCGAAAUAUUUCCCGACCAGGUUUCUGAAUGUCUUCAAAAUCAAAUGCAAGAUACAUUCAGAGAUGCAACUGCCUUGAAAAUAGCCCAUGUGGAACUGUGUUGCACAAACACCAAUGCAGAAAAUGAUUUGACAUUUCGUGUUAUGUCACAAAUGGUUUUGUGAGAGUUCUUACGUCGUAACAUGUUUUAUAACAUUCGCCAAAUUUCAAUCCCGUGAUCGAAUUUGGGACACUUUCUGUACAUUAGCCCAUUUAAGGCACCUUGGUUGAAAACAUUGUGUCCUGCAUUCAGUUAAGGGUUACAGGAACAAGAUCUCUAUGGAGACUCUCAGUCAUCCAAAGUCAUGGGUUGUCCCAAAGGUGUUUUUUCAAGAGGCAACCGGACUUUCUUGGUUUUUCCCUUCAAGGCGUUUCGCUUCUCAUCCAGUUCUUCUCAAGAACUGAAGAAGCGAGACGUCUUCAAGGAAAAACAAAGUCCAACUGCCUCUUGAAAAAGCAUCUUUGCUACAGGAACAAGAAUUUUAAUAGAUGCCAAACUUGGCUUGAUCUCCUACCUCAAUUUUUAGAAGAAGAAAAGUGACCUGCAACUCUGCUAAGGGAAGGCCACUUGGAAUGCUAAGAUUAGAAUGGGAAGUACGAUAGGUACAUUUUUGUGACGCGGCUGCUGAAGCAAGCAGAGUCACUCACAAGAGGCCUCUUUGCAAAAUUAGAGCCAAUCAUUGUUACAAGCAUCCCAUCUACUCCUCUGAAAUGAUCUCUGACCACUUUUGCAGUUCCUUUUGGACAAACCAUUGGGUUACAGCUUAUCUAACUUUUCUCAGAGUGCCUGUGUAGCCCAACUCGCAUGAAAACAAGACUGCCAACUUAAUAUUUUUUAUUGUCAAAUGAUACAAAGAACAAUGGACACAGCUUGAUUUGUCUAAUAGCAACACUCUUCACAUUUGGAUACCAGAGUGGGGAAAAAGGGAUAGUGGUAAUGCUACAAAGGGAUUGAUUUUUU
This is a messenger RNA of Notechis scutatus (mainland tiger snake), 3828 nucleotides long. Its product is annotated as lysosomal dipeptide transporter MFSD1-like. Gene Ontology annotation, biological process: transmembrane transport. NCBI's taxonomy places the organism in Eukaryota, Metazoa, Chordata, Lepidosauria, Squamata, Elapidae. The record is from RefSeq and is a predicted model, not a curated record. Gene Ontology annotation, molecular function: transmembrane transporter activity.